Messenger RNA from Misgurnus anguillicaudatus (oriental weatherfish), 5535 nucleotides. It is a transcript of the gene ubtd1b, whose product is annotated as ubiquitin domain containing 1b. The record is from RefSeq and is a predicted model, not a curated record. NCBI's taxonomy places the organism in Eukaryota, Metazoa, Chordata, Actinopteri, Cypriniformes, Cobitidae. Gene Ontology annotation, molecular function: protein binding.
UUCGUCACCCCUAAUUCUUGGGGGAGGUGCUCUGGCGGGGCCACGUGACCAGCAUGCGCAUGCCCGGUGCGUCCUGUAACAUGAACUAGUUGGAAAUAUCAGAGGGGAAGAGAUAGAUUACCGUAAUAAAGAACUAAGACUGAACUUGUGGAUUCGGGAUAAAGCUCGCGCUCUGGCUAGCGGCUCUAAGUUAGCUCCUUCGAUAAAGCCCGAAAUAACUCGCGCAAGUCCCGUGCCAGAGAAAUGAAAGAGCAUCGCGAGCUGUGCGCGCGACCCUUGAUCAGAAUUUUUGUUUAAACUUGCUUUUGUUUAAUUAUUUCAAACUUGAAAGUUCUCUAUGUAUAUAUAAUCAGCAUAUGUGUAUUUAGAAAAAUAUAUUUUUUUCAUCUAGUAAUACGCUGGGAGUAUAUAACUUUAUGUACUGUAAAGGGAAAUAUUGGAAGUUCUUUAAAGUUGUUUUGAGAAGAAAGUAAACCUGUAACCCGCUCGAUGCCAUCUCAAGGUGAGGUGGUUAAUGAAGAGGUAGUGUCACUAACCAGCUAACAUUGCAUCUACUGCGUGUUUGAGACUAAAGACGUCAACAGCAAACACAUGUUGACGUAUGUUCCCCCGUCAAUAUUUAUCAAGUCAUUUUAGUUGUCGUCUUACAAUGUGGUCCAUGUUUGAUUGACAAUCAUGGGAGGAUGCGUGGGGAGAGAACAAGCGGAGUCACGCGGAAACGGCGCGAGGGCGCACAGGAAACGUGGAGGUCGUAAUGAACCCCUGAAAAAAGACAAGCCAAAGUGGAAGAGCGACUAUCCCAUGACAGAGGGGCAACUCCGCAGUAAGAGAGAUGAAUUCUGGGACACGGCCCCAGCGUUUGAUGGACGGAAGGAAAUCUGGGAUGCCCUGAAAGCUGCAGCUGUGGCUUUAGAGUGUAAUGAUCAGGAGCUGGCUCAGGCUAUAGUGGAUGGAGCCAACAUCACAUUACCACAUGGAUCCCUAACAGAGUGUUACGAUGAACUCGGCAACCGGUACCAGCUCCCAGUAUACUGCCUGGCACCGCCUGUCAAUCUGAUCACGGAGAGAAGUGAGGAAGACCCUUCGGACAAUCCUGAGCCCCAGACAGCACAGAAGAAAGAGUUUCAGCUAAAGGUUCGCCUCUCCACCGGCAAAGACUUACGGUUGAACGCCAGCAUGGCCGACACCAUUGGCCUUCUCAAAAAGCAACUGCACGCUCAGGAGGAUAUUGAUGUCGCCCACCAGCGCUGGUUCUUCUCCGGGAAGCUCCUCACAGACAAGACACGCCUGCAGGACACCAAAAUCCAGAAGGACUUUGUUAUCCAGGUCAUUGUGAACCAGCCAUUAACACCAAACCAAUAAGACGCAGCUGAGGAAUUUACAAAGACAUAAAGGACCAAUACGAAAAACACAAAGUUUUGCACAAAAACGGACAUCGACUUUAAGAAGAAAUGGAGAGUCUUUGUCUACCAUUAAAGAGUGAAAUAACGAAUAUUAGACUUGUUGCUCGAGUCAAUCGUGCUGUUAAAAAUGGGUUUCUGGAGUGAACUUUUGUAAGGAUAACUCCACGAUUCACAGCUAGACACUCAAGUCCUUCUCAAAUCCGACAUCUGGGAAAACAAAUAAACAAACCUAACGGGUUGCAUCUGUUGAGCAAAAGUGCCAAGGCGAAUAGCUGCAGUGUCGGUUUUAGUUAAAAAGCACAGUGCUUUCAAUCCCUUGACUAUGCAUAUCCUGCAAGCUUUAGGUUUACUGUAUCUACGUGGUCCUCUUAAAGUGAUUUCACCUUGUAAGAUUCAUGUAAGUUGAGCUUCAUUUUGCACACUUUAAAAAAGUAUCGUAGUCGUGCCUUGAAAGGAGAGUAGGUUUUUAAAUGCUGUUUUUAUUUUGCUUAUCAAGGCUUUUUUUAGCCUGGAGGUGGCUAAACGGGCUCACAGACACAUGCUUUGUGUUUUGUAGCCGAUGUCUUUGAACACAAUCCAAUACUUGCUAUGCAAUCUUUAAACAAAUGGGGGAAAGAUGCUGAUAUCGUUCACUUAUCAACCCGUUUAUCUGAUGUAGCUAAUCUAAAACUUCAAUGUUUUUAUAAAGCAUGCUAUCGCAAGGUCAUGAUGACUUUUACACUUACAGCGAUGCUGGAUAUCUUGGAGUAACAGCAUCUUUAUCUCCUGAGACUAUCAAACUAAAGUGUCCUACUUUUUGGUGAACCAUCUGAUUUCCAAUCAUAGAUUGCUACGUUUUAAGGGAUAGCUCACCCAAAAAUUUGACUCACCCUCAUGUUGUUCUGAACCUGUAUGAGUUUCUUUCCUCUGUUCAUCACAAAAGAUGAUAUGAAAGUCAAUGGUUACCAAACUUGCUAUAAUUUAUGCAAAUAUCUUCUUUUGUGUUCAACAGAAGAAAUAAACUCAUACAGGUUCAGAACAACAUGAGAGUGAGGAAAUGAUGACCACAUUAAAAAUUUUUUACUUUGUUUUGUCUGUUCCUCUUUUGGAGGAACUGUGGGAGGAGCUAUAAGUGCUGCAUAAGACUGCAGUCAAAUGACUAUAGAUCCUAUUCUAUAUUUUAUAUUCUGUACUAUUCCAAUCUUUACCCUGCUUGUUUGACCAAGUUUCACAGACAAGGUUUAGAUUAAGCCAGGAUUAGGCCUUUUAUAAAAGUGAUUGAAAUAAACGUCACUGAUGUGCAUCUUGAGACAAAGCAAUGGGACGUAUACAUUUUAAGAUAUGUUGGCUAGUUGUUUUCGGUUAAGAUGGCUCAAACAUCCAUUUAGUCUGGGACUAGGCUUAGGCCUUGCCUGCGAAACCAGGCCCUAGUAAGAUGUUUUUACUAGUUUCUUAAAAGUGGCUGUAUAAUUUGCUAAAAAGCUAAUAAUACAUUGUUUAGCAUAUUUUCUAGCUAAAUAAACUACUAUACAUGGUAUAGUUUACCCUAAGCAUCAGUUUUAAAAUCCGUCCCAACAUUUCUGUAGCGUUUAUUAUGUUUUGCAAACCUCAAAACAAUUGUUUCCAACAAUCAUAUUGUGAGUUGGUCUCUUAUAUGCAGUCGAUUAACACAGAAAAAAAGUUUGACAAUUCAAUUUUUGAUAGGUAAGGUUACUGUGAUCUGUUGUGUUUCAAAGGUGCAUUAAAGGUGCAGUGUGUACAUUUUUGUGGAAUCUAGUGGUGAGUUUGUGAAUUGCAACCAAUGGCUUAGUCCACUGCUCACUUUUGAAACGCAUAGAGAAGCUACGUUAGCCGCCAGCGGACAAACAUGUCAUCGUCGGAGACAACUAAGUAAAAAAAGUUUGUCAGUUAAGGGCUUCUGUAGAAACAUGGCGGCACAAAAUGGUGACUUCCAUGUAGGGGACCCUCGCUGUGUGUAGAUAAAAACGUCUCAUUCUAAGGUAAUAAAAACAUAAUGGUUCAUUAUAAAAGGUCUUUGUACACCCUUGAUCAUGUGGUUUUGUAUAUUAUUUUGCAUUUCUGUCAAGAGAUCCUUUUAAAAAUUACACACUGCACCUUUAAGGGGAAAGUUCACCCAAAAAUUCAAAUUCUGUAAUUAUUUCUUGACCUUCAGGUUGUUUCAAACCUGAAUAAAUAUUUUUGUUCUGCCAAACACAAAGGAAGAUAUUUUGAGCAAUUUUGGGGCACCAUUGACUUUCAUAGGUUUUUACCUAAUACGAUAGUCAAGCGUGCUCCUGCUUGAUUGCAGAUGUUGUCUUUAGUGUUCAUCAGAACAAAGAAAUGUAUACAGGUUUGAAACAACUUCAGGGUGAUUAAAUGAUGACAGAAUUGUCCAUUGUCGGAUAUGCUACUCCUUUAAGCUCAACUUUUUGUGUAUGUGCAGUUUUUAAACAAACACAGCAUAUUUUUUGUGGUUAUCAAAGGUAACUGUUUAUAUAGCAUAAUUUGUAUGUAACCCAGCAUAAGUCCCUUGUAUUGUAAAGCACAAGAUCUGUGAAAAACAAACAUGAGCUUUGUGUGUGUGUACAAGACCCACCAAUCCCCCAUCACGACAAAGACACUAAUAGAAGCUCAUUGUUGGUAUGGAAGUGUGUUAGGGCUUAAGAGGUCUGUUAAGAUUUGAUGUAUUUAUGUAUCUUAAUACACAUACACACUGGCUGUCUUGAUGAACACCUCCAAAAGAGAGCGUAUUUCUUCCCUUCUUACUCGGCAGAAUCUGAAACUCUCAUACUGUGACUAAAGAGUUAAAUAAAUAUGCUGUAGUUGCUGUUGGACCUCACCGGGCUUAUUUUACAGUCACGUACUGGCAGCACUUUUGCCAUUUACUGUAAAAACCUGUCCAUGAUGACUGUUUGUGGUUAUAAACUUCUUGAACUACAAGAGUGUGCUCUAAAGAGCAGUUUUAAAUAUAAUCAAACUAUUUCUAAAUGUUUUUCAAUGGUUUGUUGUUUAAAGGUGGUGCGUGUAAAUUUUGGCGCCAGUUAGUGAUGAGAUUGCGGAUUGCAACCAACAGCUCACCCCUCUAUUUCUAAACGCAUAUGGUUCUUGCUGUUUUAGUUUUGGUUAUAUGUUGUUUUACUGGAAAGCACUGUGGUCGACAUGUGUGCUAUUCAAAUAAUACAUUAAAUAGUGUAGGGACAAAACGCACUCUGUAAAACAAUUGGUUCAUUUAAGGCUACUAUAGAAACAUGACGGCGACUUCCAUGUAUAAGGAAACCCGUGAUGUAUGUAGAAUAAAAUGGCUCAUUGUAAGUUAAUAAAAACUAUACAGUUCAUUAUGUAAGGUCUUUAUACACCACUGAUAAUAUAGUAUGUAUAUUAUAUUGCAUUUCUGUAAAGAGAUUCUUUUAAAAGUUACACAAUGCACCUUUAACAUAAACGUGAAUCCCUUUAUUUGAUGAUAUUUUAAUUUUUGUAUUGGAAUGUCAAUAGACUCGAGUCUAAAAGUAAUAGAAAUGGUUACAGUGAUGCACACAGUGAAAUGCUGGUAUUUAUGCAGUUUAAGUUUUUCCAGGAUGUAGAUUAUUCAAGAUCAGGUUUCAUUCUAGAUUCAAGUCUUCAGUGUUUAAAUAGUAAUUGAUUUUUGUUUCUAUGUAUUUGUUUAAAUGUUUGUCAUGUAUGACUGAUGCCGUAUGGUUUAGGGUCUUUUUUAGGUUAUUUGCUUUUUUUGGAAUCUUGGUGUGUCUCGUGAAAUGACGUUUACAUGAGGGAUGUGUAAACUGAAAGACUGUGGAAGCUGCUAGAAAGCCAUAGCUGUCAAUCUUUCUCAGCCCACAAUAGUGGGACAAUAUCAGGAGACUCUACUUUGGACAUUUCAAAUCUUAAGACUGUAAGAAGCCAUUUAACUUUACUCAAGCCUGCUGCGUAUGUGUUUCAUGAAAGGCAAAAAUAUAAAUGAACUUUUAUGUUCCUUUAAAAGGAAUUCAUGUGAAUUUCUUCUUUUAAUAUCUGUAUAUUUAGAGAUUUUAAAGAAAAGCGCGUUCUCACACGUGCUUACAGCAUGAUUUCCGAAAGUUAUGUAAGUUUACAUGGUCAUUUGUUUUUCAGAUGUUUUAAUUGUCAAAUAAAAGUAACAACUGCUCAAGCAAACAUA